AUGCGUCGUACCACUCGCAGCUCGAGAAUAUCCGUUGAUGAUCUUACGGAACUUAAGCUUGUGAUGCAGUAUAUUUUUGCUUGUGAUGCAAUGUGGACAUCGACAAAGAUCUGUGUGGUGAACCUUGAGGAUAUAUAUGAGAGACCAGGGAGAAAUACUAGUACUCUUGUACUCUCGUAUUCUUCGUCCAAGGUUGCAAUUACUCGUUUCAAGAAUAAGACUAUAUAUGGAGAUAUUGAGGAUAUAUUCACGGUGUGA
This is a messenger RNA of Sclerotinia sclerotiorum 1980 UF-70, 258 nucleotides long. RefSeq lists its product with no specific name. The coding region runs from base 1 to 258 and encodes 85 amino acids. NCBI's taxonomy places the organism in Eukaryota, Fungi, Ascomycota, Leotiomycetes, Helotiales, Sclerotiniaceae. The record is from RefSeq and is a predicted model, not a curated record. The transcript has 2 exons.